AGAAGACCGCCCACAGACCACAGGGCUGGAAGUGGGGCAGGCUCACUGGACUUCUCUGAUGAUGAAGAUCUCAUGGACUCUGGGUCAGGGUCAGGCAGUGAUAAGAUCAUCAAGUCCACAACUGCAACCACCACUACCACAAGGUUAGCCAAGACCACUGACCACCCACUGACCGACUGUGAGGCCAUGCGACAGUCUAGUCGAUCACUGCUGGGCAAGUAUGUACCUCGCUGCCUGCCCAAUGGAGAUUACGACUCGCUGCAGUGCCACGGAUACCCGGGCACAUCUGAGUGUUGGUGCAGCGACCUUCUAGGUCGUGAGAUCCCAGGCACACUGAUGGAAGCUCCUAACUACCCAAGUUGUGAUGAUGGAAACAACCUGCCUCCUUGUGUCCACCAACUUGUGAAGUAUUCAAGAAGCAAACUGCUGGGCAGCUUCCAGCCAGCAUGUGCAGUCGAUGGACAGUUUGACCGGGUCCAGUGUCAUGGAUCCAUGUGUUUCUGUGUGCAUGAAAGCACCGGACAACGCAUUACAGGCUCCGAGGUCCACAAGCCAGAGCAACCCAAGUGUGGUGCUGGUGUUGAUGAGAAUGUAGACAAGAAGGAGGAGAGCGAGAAGGAGGGGAGAAGACCUCAGGAUGAUAACAAGACAGGGACAGGUGGUGGUGAUGUCAGACUGAAACCAGGACAUGGUGGGCUUCAGGAAGAGGAAGUGGAGAAAGCCAGUGAAAUCGUGACACAGCCGGGUAUACUUGCAGGAAUUAUUGGAGGCUCCGUAGUCUUGUUCCUGUGUAUUGUGCUGCUGGUGAUGUUCAUCGUUUACCGUAUGCGCAAAAAGGAUGAAGGCAGCUAUCCACUGGACGAGCCCAGGAAAACACCCAACUACAACUAUGUCCGGGCACCAGACAAGGAAUUCUAUGCAUAG
Molecule: messenger RNA, 924 nt
Organism: Candidula unifasciata
Lineage: Eukaryota; Metazoa; Mollusca; Gastropoda; Stylommatophora; Geomitridae
Source: the annotation of a GenBank genome assembly